GUUGCUUCCAGCUUUGUUCCUGUCCUGGCUGUCUGUCUGCUUUAGCCUUUGGAUUUGUACCUGAUUUGACUAUCUCCCCGCCCCCCUCACCUCACUGACCCAUGAAAGAAGCCAUGCCGGUCCUCACAGCAGGAGCGGGGCUACAUGAAACGUUGGCCCUGCUGACCUCUCAGCUGCGUCCCGAUGCCAAUCACAAAGAGGACAUGGUCUUCCUCAAAGAUGUUUUCAGUGAGAGGAGCUUGGGAUACCUCAUGAAGAUUCAUGAGAAGUUAAGACAGUAUGAGAGACAGAGUCCAACACCCGUCCUCCACAGUGCCUCUUCUCUGGCAGAAGAUGUGGCAGAGGAGCUGCAGAGUGGACCAAUGAGCACAGAGGAGAAGGAGCUGCUGCACCUGCUGACAUCACCACAUCUCAAGGCCGUUCUCUCGGUGCACGACACCGUGGCUCAGAAGAACUUUGACCCUGUGCUUCCGCCACUACCAGACGACUUUGAGGAUGAGCUGGAGGAAGAGUCGGUGAAGAUUGUCAGGCUGGUGAAGAACAAGGAGCCUCUGGGAGCCACCAUCAGGCGGGAUGAUGCCACUGGGACGGUGAUCGUGGCUCGGAUCAUGAGAGGGGGCGCAGCUGACAGAAGUGGUUUGGUCCAUGUAGGAGAUGAACUCAGGGAGGUAAACGGAGUCUCUGUGAUCAACAAGAGGCCUGAUGAGAUCAGUCAGCUGCUGUCCCAGUCCCAGGGCUCCAUCACUCUAAAGAUAAUCCCUGCCAUUAAAGAAGAGGACCGCCUGAAGGAGAGCAAGGUGCACAUGAGAGCCUUGUUUGACUACAUCCCACUAGAAGACAAGGCAACGCCUUGCCAAGAAGCGGGACUUCCCUUUAAACGGGGAGACAUCCUGCAGGUUGUGACCCAAGAUGAUCCAACGUGGUGGCAGGCCAAGCGUGUGGGAGACAGCAACCUGCGGGCCGGACUCAUCCCCUCCAAACAGUUCCAGGAGAGGCGACUGGCCUACAGGAUGAAAAUGGGCACACUCCCGAAUCCAAAAUCCCCUAAAAAGCCUGUCUAUGACCAUGGAUGUGAUAAAGAGGACUGUGACUGUGAGGGCUAUUUCAAUGGACAGUACAUAGCUGGUUUGCGAAGGAGUUUCCGGCUUAGUCGUAAGGACAGGCAAGGAUCCUCCGGAGAGGGCUCUGAUCCUGGAGAUCCCGAGUUCCUGACUUAUGAAGAGGUGACCCGCUACCAACAGAGGCCCCAUGAGAGGCCCCGUCUGGUGGUUCUGAUUGGUUCUCUUGGAGCACGAAUCAAUGAACUUAAACAGCGGGUGAUUGCUGAAAACCCACAUCGUUUUGCAGUAGCUGUACCACAUACCACCAGGCCCAAGAAACCUCAUGAGAAGGAGGGGGUGGAGUACCACUUUGUCACCAAACAGCAAUUUGAUGCAGAUGCUUUAAACAACAAGUUCAUAGAGCACGGGGAAUACAAAGAGAACCAGUAUGGCACAAGUAUAGAAGCUAUCCGCUCUGUACAGGCCAAGAAUAAGAUGUGCAUAGUGGACGUGCAGCCUGAGGCCCUGAAAAGGCUACGGACAGCGGAGUUCAAGCCCUAUGUAAUAUUUGUCAAACCUCGUGUUCCUGAGAGCAGACGUCGCCGCAGCGCCGCCACCUCACCAGGAGGGGGAGAGCAUGGCCGCAUGACAGAUGAAGACCUCCAGGAGAUGCGUCAGUCUGCUAUUCAGAUUGACCAGCAGUAUGGACACCUGGUUGACCGGGUCCUGAUCAAGGAGGACUCAGCCAGUGCCUGUACAGAACUGCGAGGUAUCUUGGAAAGGCUGGAGCGAGAGUCCUUCUGGGUGCCUGUCAGCUGGGUGCGGACCUAAACUUACUCCCCCUGUAUUAUCCAGAAGAACUUCAGACAACCCACCCAAAUCCUACACCAGUCCUCUCCUAAUGAGCAGAUCCCACCCCCCUACCCCAAAUGUCCUUCUGGCCAGCCUAGGAAUCUGCUGAACUCCCUCUGACUGACGCAGGACUGGUCAGACAACCAUAAACCGAGGCACCAAAGGGAGUGGAUGAUGUCAGAGGAAUACCUCAUUGUCUGGGGUGAUGCAGCAGAUUGUCAGCUCUCUUGGCUCAAAUCAGUUUAAAUACCCAAAACUCAGUCUUACGGGCACUUCCUCAAGUCAUAUUUAUUCAGGUUUGGUUUGUAUGCGUUUGACUUUGGAGCCAAGAGACAGAUUGAAGUUUGUAGUUGAAGCAGUGUUUUAUUCCCAGUCACUCUUUCUAGCUGCAUUGUUCACUAGAGUGUCAGGUUUGGGAUCCCUCUCAGAGGAUUGCUCAGUCAGUCAGCUUUAUUGUGACUCUUGUUGGAGUACCUUUUAGUAGCAUGGUUUUUUUUUGGUUUUACUCAACUCAAUGCCAAUCCCAGAAUGCUUCCAGUUAAUUCCUCCUGCUCAUGUAUCCUGGACAGUAUAAGAACCAAUCAUACAUUCAACAGGACUAAUUAAUAUAAAUUUAAGUGAAUGCCAUUUGAAAUUGUUCUUUUUGCUAAACCAUAAAUCUCAUUUACACACACAUGGACAGAAACAAAAUGAUAUCCAAAUGGAAUGUGAGAAUUUUAUUUUCUAUAAAACUGUUUGUUUUUAGGAAAAGCAUGACAACUGAUCAUUUAAUCUCAGAUGUAAAUAUUGUAAAUGUUACUCCUCGUGUGCCAACGAAAGGUCUCGUAGCACUUCAAUGCAACCUGUUUACCGUUGAUCCCUGGGAACUCACAUGUGUUUGUGUGUAGAAUAAUACUGUGCACAAAGUAUGUGAGGAUGGAUGUCAGUGUAUGUGCACAUGCAUCAACAUAAGAUGCUAAUUUUACUUACAGGAAUGGGUUUUUAACAGUUUCCUUGCACAUAUCUGCAUUAUGUAUUUAUGAGGUCGGUCGGUACUAGAUGUCUGUUUUCUUUGAUAAUCAGGGUUUUGAUUCAUUGAUGUCUUGUCAGACUGGAGAUACAUUGUUGAGAUUGGAGACCAAAUAUUCACAGAUUUCAGAAUCAAUUUGUCGAUGCAUUGAUCAGUAGAAAAUCAAGCAAAUGUUUUGAUAAUUGAUUAAUAUUUAAGUAUUAGCAAAAAUGCAAAACAUUCCCUGGUUAUAAUUGUUUAUUUUCUCUCUAAUGGUUGUUAAACAUUCCUGCCUAACACAAUUUUGAAAGUAUUGGGGUGGGGGCAGUCCUCAUUCUGUGUAAAAAUGCUUUAAAAGUUUAGUGCAGGCUAACACACACACAGUAUAAGGCUUUGGAGGUCUAUGUUGGCCAAAUCAAGUGGGUAUGUUCCAAAGUCUGUUUUUGUUAUCUUCUGCUGAAUGUCAGCAAGGUAUGCUGUCUGGUCAAACGACGAGUGAAUUUGGUACCAACAAUACAGUAACUUUAGAAGAGAAUCAUUUAACUCAGAAUGAAGCCUCAUUAGCUUCAGCUGAACUGAAGUAGUAAAACAAUUUUGUCACCAUCACUUGCACUAAAAUCAUUUUAGGAAGAGAUCUUUUCACAACCAGUCUGGAGAAAGGGAAUAAUUACAUUAACUAAGAGCCCCUUCAAGGUAAAUUUAGGCAUGCAAAUAUUAUCAAGAAAGACUUAAAAAUGUGAACCUAUCCUAAUGAAAAACCAGUUAUCUAUAUGGCUUGACAAAAUUUUGGAUUAACUAUCUUGAGUGUGUGUGGUGAUACUGAGUUAAAAAUAAAAAACAUGCAAUGUUCAGAUCUUUACAUGUGCUGUAUGAACCAAGAAACCCUGAAUGUUGAGUUUGUAAUGUGACAUGUACAAAGUGCCAUAAUAAAGCUAGCUGAAUCAAAAA
Molecule: messenger RNA, 3828 nt
Organism: Micropterus dolomieu (smallmouth bass)
Lineage: Eukaryota; Metazoa; Chordata; Actinopteri; Centrarchiformes; Centrarchidae
Gene: mpp3a
Product: MAGUK p55 scaffold protein 3a
Exons: 19
Coding region: 102-1871 (589 amino acids)
Cellular component (GO): cell-cell junction; plasma membrane
Molecular function (GO): protein binding
Source: RefSeq, a predicted model, not a curated record